This is a messenger RNA of Populus trichocarpa (black cottonwood), 2524 nucleotides long. Its product is annotated as sugar carrier protein C-like. Gene Ontology annotation, cellular component: membrane. The record is from RefSeq and is a predicted model, not a curated record. NCBI's taxonomy places the organism in Eukaryota, Viridiplantae, Streptophyta, Magnoliopsida, Malpighiales, Salicaceae. The transcript has 3 exons. Gene Ontology annotation, molecular function: monosaccharide transmembrane transporter activity. Gene Ontology annotation, biological process: monosaccharide transmembrane transport. The coding region runs from base 832 to 2376 and encodes 514 amino acids.
UCACGGGUCCAAAUCAUUCCUCCAUAUAAUUUUUGUUUAAGAAAGUAAGACAAUAGAUUUUUUUAUUAUUUUUAUUUUUAGUAUAAUGAUACCAAUUACUGACGUCAGUCCCCUAUAAAUAUGCUAAUUGUCAAUCUUCUAUACGCUAAUUGUCAAUCCGAUCAGUAUCCUAGUACCCUUUUAAAAACCCAUUAUUGUGAAUGUUUAAUAAAUUAGGUAUUUUUUUUAAUCUUUUCUAUAACACAGGCACUUUAAAUGGAAAAAUAUAUUGGAUUAUAAUUUCUUAUUAAGAGGAAAACCUUAACUGAUUUAGAUGGGACCUCGAUGAAGAUUUACGAUACAUUGGGGAUCCAAUUGAAAAGCAAUACUACACGGGGAGUCGAUUAAUGAAAAAUGGGCUGAUGAUAGUAAGGUUUGGGAUGUGAUGAGCUGCAUAACAUCACAUGUUCAAUUUCAAGUUCGGUAUACUUCCUACGAGAAAAUUAAUAUGGAGUCGAAGUCCUUGUCCGAAUAAUACUGUACUACGUCCUUCCUCCUAUUAAUUAGGACAAGUAGUUGUAAUAUUAAUUUCAUAUUAAUUACUCCUCUAAUUAUUGUAUUCGUAAGUUAAGGUUUUAUUGCAAACAUGGGCGGUUGUUCAAAGCCAGAACCGGACUGGAUUAGAUAAUCCAAAUCCUAAUCCAAAAAGAGAUCGUUUAAUUCCUUGUAAUGUAAUGGUAGAUUCUAACCACUAUAAAUACAAGGUAAUAGCUACGACCUUCUCAACAUUCAUUAUCACUAACACAAUAUUCGUUUCUCGCUUUUGCUUACUGCUUGCUUUUCUCUCAAAUAAUGGGUGCUGGUGGUGGUUUUGUUGCCGGUGAUGUUAAAAACUAUCCCGGAAAGGUCACUCGGCAUGUGGUAAAUGCUUGUGUGCUAGGAGCCACGGGAGGAUUAAUUUUCGGAUACGACCUUGGUAUCUCGGGUGGUGUGACGUCUAUGGCUCCCUUUUUGAGUAAAUUUUUCCCAGAUGUUUAUCGUAAGGAAGCAUUAGAUACAUCCACUAAUCAAUAUUGCAGGUUUAACGAUAUGGGGCUAACCUUGUUCACAUCUUCAUUAUACCUGGCUGCAUUAAUUGCAUCUUUUGGAGCUUCUUAUAUCACAAGGACGUGGGGUCGGAAAAGAACAAUGCUCCUUGGUGGCAUCGUAUUUUUCAUCGGAGCUGCUCUCAAUGCCGGCGCUGUGGACCUCUCAAUGCUCAUCGCCGGUCGCAUUCUCUUAGGUGUUGGAGUUGGUUUUUCAACUCAGUCUGUGCCGCUCUAUGUCUCCGAGAUGGCUCCACAACAACAUCGUGGUGCUUUCAACAUUGUGUUCCAACUCGCAAUCACUAUUGGCAUUUUCAUAGCUAAUCUUGUCAAUUACUUGACACCUAAGAUUGCUGGAAACCAAGCAUGGCGUUACAGCUUAGGCGGAGCGACCAUUCCUGCUGCCCUCAUCUGUCUUUCAGCGCUUAAACUGGAUGACACUCCAAACUCGUUGUUGGAGCAAGGCAAAGCUGAAAAAGCUCGAGAAAUACUUAGAAAGAUACGUGGCCUUAACGACAAGGAAAUUGAGUCUGAGUUUCAAGAUUUAGUCACGGCCAGUGAGGCAGCUAAGCAAGUGGAGCAUCCCUGGACUAGAAUCCUUAAGAGACAGUAUCGGCCGCAACUGACCAUGGCUGUAGCUAUUCCGUUUUUCCAACAACUUACUGGGAUGAAUGUGGUCAUGUUCUAUGCUCCUGUCCUCCUCCAGAGUAUUGGUUUUGAAAGUAAUGCUUCCCUCUUAUCCACGGUUAUCACCGGCGCUGUUAACAUUCUUGCCACCGGUGUUUCAAUCUAUGGCAGUGAUAAGUCUGGAAGAAGAUCUCUGUUUCUUUCCGGUGGAGCUGUAAUGUUUGUAUUUCAGGUUGCGCUCGCAGUUUUAAUCGGAUCCAAGUUUGGAACAUCUGGAGAUGUGAUUCAAUUGCCAAAGUGGUAUGCCGGUAUAGUUGUAGCAUGCAUCUGCUUAUUUGUUUCUGCCUUUGCGUGGUCAUGGGGGCCAUUGGGAUGGCUAGUUCCGAGUGAAAUAUUUCCGCUAGAAAUUCGAUCAGCCGGGCAAAGUAUCACCGUGGCAGUCAACAUGUUAUUCACUUUCUUCAUAGCUCAGCUUUUCCUCGCAAUGCUUUGCCACUUCAAAUUUGGUUUGUUCAUCUUCUUUGCAAUCUUUGUGGCAAUCAUGAGUACCUUCAUCUUUUUCUUUUUGCCUGAGACGAUGAACAUCCCCAUUGAAGAGAUGUCUAAAGUGUGGAAGCAACAUUGGUAUUGGAGGAGAUUCACGACUGAAGACGAUGAUCGCCGAGCUUUGGAUGUCAUAGUCUAGGAAUAUCAUCUUUUAAUUCGCUUCUUUUCUUUAUUUUCUUUCUACUAGUUUUUUUCUAUUUAAUUAAACAUUAGCUCAUGUAAUGUGGACUUCUCAGAAAAAUGUUGGAGGAGAUUAAAGUUAAUUUAAACCUUGAUUUUAAUUAUUA